GUUCCCUUUCCGCGACAUGUGGCAACUCUUCUGUUUUAUGUUUAAAUACACCUAUAUUUUAAGCUAUCAGCAAACUGUGAGACUUGUGUUAAGUCAACGUUUUGCGUACUACAUUUGUGCCAGUUUCGACAGAAAGUAACCGAUUUGGAUCUAAAAUGGCUUGGAUCCCGUCGACACGCUUUGAGAACGAUCUCGUAGAUUCGCAGCCGGGCUGCAAUUUUGUGCUGGGCCAGAUGGCCUAUGAGAUGAAACGCGAGGCGGAGUACACCCCUCGUCCCCCAAGCACGUACAAGUACUUGGAGGCUCGCGACAAGCGCAAUGCCGAGAUUGAUAUGCUGCACGGGCCGGCCAGCUCCAAGACCAAGGUGAUUCGCGACAGCCUGGCCAUGAUGGAGCGCAUACAACAGAUCGCCGGCACCAAGCCGCUGGGUGAGCACGCCACAAUGGCCGACUGGAACGAUACAAGCACCGUUGAGCGGGAGGCCGUUGCAAUGAUGCGCCACUUUGGCCUGAUGUCCAUGGGUGUUGAAUCGAUGGCCCCGCUACCGCUAAAGGAAGAGUGCUUGCCCAAGGGUCCUAUUCAUGUGCUUCGGAACGGCCAUCAGAAGAUGCCCUUGAUAACAGAUCCCGAAUACUUUCGGCCUCGUAAGACACGUCUGGCAAAGGAAACCCCCACAAGCAGUCCCUCGACAAGCUUCAACGAUUCCGGAUCGUCGUUCCACACUGCCAACGACAUCACUAUGGACAGCUUGUACGAAUCCGCCGCAUCGGAGGUGAAAACAACGUCAGACAGUCAAGAUGAUACCGAUGAACCGGAACAGACCCCAGCAACAGGACCAAAGAAGCCAACAGGAACAGGAUCACACAAGGUCGCAGCAACAAGGUCAACGAGGGCAAUAGCAACAGGGUCAAAGAAACCUGGGAAAUAAAUCGAAGCAUCAGGAUUACCCAAGAAGGGAGAACGUAGGGCAGUUACCACAUCGGCGUCUGAGGCAGCGUCAACAUAUUUCCAUGAGAUUCCCAGAUAAAGAACUGAAAUGAACCUAUUUAGUGCAUUUAGUGUGAAUUUUACACCCAAAACUGGAGGGCAUUGCUCAUAUCCAGAUACUGUAAUACAAUAUUUUCUAUUAUAGCUAAACAUUUUAUAUUUUUUCUAAUUUUAACUAUAAAAAAAGCAGUAUGUUUUCCAGCAAAAUGCAGUGAACUGAAAGGGACUUAGAGAAGAUAAUAGUGUGUUAUGAAAACGAUUUAGAUUAUGACUCGGCACGGCCCUAUCCAUUGUGAACCCCAUUCACCGUGUAUAAUUCCAU
Messenger RNA from Drosophila guanche, 1310 nucleotides. RefSeq lists its product as uncharacterized. The record is from RefSeq and is a predicted model, not a curated record. The transcript has 2 exons. NCBI's taxonomy places the organism in Eukaryota, Metazoa, Arthropoda, Insecta, Diptera, Drosophilidae. Bases 156 to 929 code for a protein of 257 amino acids.